AUGCUUGCUUCCGAACCUCUUAGCCACUAUCCACCGAACCCGAUUCCGGAGCUCGCAAAAGAUCUGUGUAUGCAGGCUAUACAGCAUCUCAAACCCGGGGUUGGGACCAAGGUAGGCCGGCCCGAGUACUAUAAGGCGCGAAGUAUCAAACACUGCUGCCAAAUGAUCGGCCGUCGUCGAAUGAGCGUAGAAAGGAAGUAUGAUGGGGAAUACUGCCAGAUACACAUUGACCUCACCAAGCGCCCCAAUCCCAUCCAAAUUUUCUCCAAAAGUGGCAAGGAUUCUACCGAUGACAGGGCGGGAAUCCUCUCGGUGAUUAAGGACGCCCUGAAUAUGGGUAAGCCUGAAUGCAAAGUCUCUCGCCAGUGCAUCCUCGAGGGUGAAAUACUUGUCUGGAGCGACAACCACGGCAAGAUCGCAGAUUUUCAUAAGUUGCGCAAAUUCAUUGCUCGAUCAGGCACCUACAUUGGAAUAGACAAUGAUUCCCCACCGCAAACUUACGAGCAUUUAAUGAUUGUGUUCUUCGACAUUCUGCUUCUUGAUGACGACAUCUGCCUUAGGAAGCCACAUCGCGAGCGACGACUACUUCUAAAGGAUGUUGUCAAAGUAAUAGAUGGAUAUGCGGACAUUGCAGAGCAACACAUCGUCGAAUUCUCCCGUCCCGAUGGUCGGUCUCGUCUCGAAACAAUAUUCUCGAAGGCAGUUAGGGAAAGAUGGGAAGGACUCGUCCUAAAAGGUUGUGAAGAUCCCUACAUCUCCAUCUUUCCUGGUUCAGGGAACGGCUCCGCUGGUCGCUGGAUCAAGCUCAAGAAGGACUACAUACCAGGGUUGGGGGACACCGUAGACCUGGCAUUAAUCGGCGCUAAAUAUGACUCUCGGGAUGCUGCUGCGUUGAAUUUAUCCACGAAGAUAUUUUGGACACACUUUCACAUCGGCUGUCUGGUCAACAAAGACGCGGUCUUGCAGUCCGCAGCUGAGCCGAAGUUUCAAGUUAUGGAUGUCAUUGACCAUAACUCCAUGAGCCUGGAAAGUAUGCAAAUUCUCAAUCAGUUUGGGCAGUUUGGUGCCUGCGGUCUGGAUUCAGGUCAUGGGUUCCGGAUCGAGUUUGGAAAGGAUAGUCUCUCCGACAUGAAUACCGUGUUCAAGAAACCGUUCGUGGUCGAGAUGUUGGGAGGUGGAUUCGAGAAGCCAUCAGGUGCCAGAUACUUUACACUUCGAUUUCCUCGAGUUCAAAAAAUUUUCCUGGACAGGUCAUUUGAAGAGGCAGCCUCGUACCAAGAACUCCAACUAUUAGCUGAAGAAGCUCGGAUGGUACCAGCAGAAGACUUGCAUCAAGAGGAAGAGUGGAGAAGACAGCUCCAGCAAGGACAGGUGUCAUCGCACUAUAUCGUGACCAAGUCACAGACGACAUCCUCUGGGACAAGCUCGUGUCCGAUGACAGCAUCUAGCCCGAGCAAGGGAUCGUCGUUCGAAGCUAUCGCCACGACUGUUAUUCGAACCCAACCGCAACAUUCAUUGAGGGACUCCUUCCAGGAAUCGAAUCGCGUCGAUGAGGGGCGUGUACCAGCAGAUCCCAUUCCCAUUUUCGUGGAUGAUUCGACAACAGCUGCAUCGUCCCCGGAACCAUUCGAGCCGCCUCGAAAGCUUCUGAGAAGCAAUGACAACUUAUCGUCCAUUCAAAAAAGUCGUACAAGACACAACCAGGAGUCUUCCUCCGACCCGUCCAAAGGUAACAGUUCUAGUUACGGCGAGGAGAAUGGAAUCAUGUUUCCAUCGAAUGCCUCAAAUGUGCAAGCAACCUCCAUAACUUUACCUUUGCAACCGAGGAAGCGCCGAAAGCUCGCCGAGAAUCAUGCUGCCAGUGUCGCUCCUGUCGUUCCUAGCUCUUGCAACCAACGUCCAUGCAUCGAGUCACCGCUGACAAUGAUUCCAUUAUGCUUCCAUCAGGACCUGGUUCAUGAUGACUCUGCCAACAGCUUAAUCCCCGCCAACUCCUCCAAUCUCGCCAAGGAUAUUCAGACUUUCGUACAGAAAGUAUGCUCAAACAGACCAUUUUAUCCUACCAGGAGCCCCAAUCCCAGUACGGUACAUCAUGGCCUUGCCCUGGGCUUGUAUAUAGCAACAAUAUCGCAAGGCUCGCUCGGGAACCUUCUUCUCGAACUCAGCCAACAGGUCUCAACAGCCCUCAAAUCCAACAGACGUAAAUCUCCACGAAACGGCAAGAUUUUCAUUCUUGAUGCCAAAUUGCUCACUCUCAAGGCAAGACUAGACGACCCCAGGCUUCUCCUUCGCAUGACGUGGGAGACUAUCGGGAGAGAAUACUUCUACGCCUGCGUAUCGUGGAGCCCAGAGACAGGCGUUGAGAACUCGAAUGAUGACGUUUGUGUUUCAGAGAUACCCGGGACCCCAGUGGAUGGUGAAGGAGGUCAACGGUUAUGUCUACGGGAGUUGAUUAGGCCACAGAGCGCUGUGAGAGCACCGCAUAUCGCUAUAACCUUUGACAGCCGUGAAUUGGGGAAUUUGGGAGAUUUGAGUUCUUGA
This is a messenger RNA of Aspergillus lentulus, 2541 nucleotides long. RefSeq names its product ATP dependent DNA ligase domain protein. Lineage: Eukaryota; Fungi; Ascomycota; Eurotiomycetes; Eurotiales; Aspergillaceae. Gene Ontology annotation, molecular function: DNA ligase (ATP) activity; DNA binding; ATP binding. Gene Ontology annotation, cellular component: DNA ligase IV complex. Gene Ontology annotation, biological process: double-strand break repair via nonhomologous end joining; DNA recombination; nucleotide-excision repair, DNA gap filling. The record is from RefSeq and is a predicted model, not a curated record.